This is a messenger RNA of Notothenia coriiceps (black rockcod), 3349 nucleotides long. RefSeq names its product prospero homeobox 2 (gene prox2). Gene Ontology annotation, cellular component: nucleus. The transcript is spliced from 5 exons. Bases 738 to 2741 code for a protein of 667 amino acids. Lineage: Eukaryota; Metazoa; Chordata; Actinopteri; Perciformes; Nototheniidae. Gene Ontology annotation, molecular function: RNA polymerase II cis-regulatory region sequence-specific DNA binding; DNA-binding transcription factor activity, RNA polymerase II-specific. Gene Ontology annotation, biological process: regulation of transcription by RNA polymerase II. The record is from RefSeq and is a predicted model, not a curated record.
GUAAGGGUACCGUAUUUACACUUAUACUGUGUAUCUACAAAGUGUAAAUACGGUUUAUAGACAGCCUACAUGUAACAACGUAAAUAUAGACUAUAAUAGAAAAUAUAUAUGAUAAUAUUUAAAUGAUAUAGGACAUUGCAUACGGGUAAGUAUAAGAAAAAAUGUGAUUUUAUAGAAUAGAAUAGCGAAAAGUUAAGGUAAGUCUAGAGGGUUAUGAUUUUUAUUAGCAUAAUGUAUCUAAUUUCAAGUGUAUACUUUGUUUUCACUUAUUUAUUCUUUGAGUUUACGACUGCUUUGUUUGUUUUUCGUAAAUGCAUGGUCCAAAAUUUGCCCUUUUGAGAUAAAUACAAUUAUUGAGAGAUUAAAGGAUAGCAAUAGAGAAGUCUUUUAUUUAUUUAAGUUGGCCAACAUCUACAUUUUCCAGUCAUAGAUGAAUAUUUAAACUUUUUCCCUAUGAAUACUUGUGCAUAUUUCCAAAUUGACAAUAAAUAAGGCUUCACCCACCUAUUCCUCCAACACCUCACUAAUAAUACUUUCCUUCUCUUGACAUUAUGUGGGUGAUUUGCUUUCACAUGGCCACGCCCCAGCUGCGUGAUGCCUCUCCUGCACUCCUACUGUCCACAGCCCAGUGUGCGCAGGCCAUCAGCUCGGCAGCACGUCCCGGCAACAGAUUCUUGCAUUUUAAAUAACUCUGGUUGUGCAACGUGUGUAGCCGAAGACAGUUUUUCUCAUCGAGCAUGAACCUCAGUCUCCCCGACCAGACCAUGCACAACUCCAGUGAAGGCUGCCUCGAGGACGACAAACCUGAUGUCAUGUUGCCUUGCUUCCGCAGAAACAUGUACGACGAGCCUCUGGCCUCAUACUCCAGCGGAUCCAUCAUCUCUCAACUCCUUCGCAAGACAAUCCACAACAAGAGGGCACUAGAUGAAAGCCAUUUCUACCUUUCAGGCUCCGCUGCGGCUGACUCCAGCCAGGAGGACCAGUGCAGCGUAUCCUCAAAAGACAGCACUGUGGAAGCUGCCUCCCCCGGCGCUCAUGUUCCCACAGGAGCCGGCACGGAGGUGGAGCAUCCCAUGGCUGACCACCUGCAGGCCAAGAGGGCCAGAGUGGAGAACAUUAUCAGGGUCAUGGCGGGCUCUCCCAACAGCCGGCAGCCUGGAGACAGCGAGAGGUGUGACACAGAUGCCAGAGACACCAGAGAGGCCAGAGAAGCAUACAGGGAGAACAAACGUAAACAGCGGUUGCCUCAGCAUCAGGAACACAGUGUUGGAGGGCCGGCAAACAGAAGACCCGGAAGCAGCAGCAAUAGUGAUAACUGCAACAAGGAUGAGGAGUGUCACAAGCUGAAGGAGCAGUUGCACAGCAUGCAGAGGCUGCUGCGCCAGCUCCAGGAAAAGUUCCUGCAUGUUUACAACCAGGAGGACCCUGAAAACAACGACAGAGAUGACACAGAAGGUGUGGAGCAUGAAAGCACAGAGUCACGGUAUGUAAGCACUGAAGAUGAUUUUGAAAGGAAGAAUAGCAGGGUGACUGCGGAGUGUAAGGACCGAAUGAAAGUAGUUGGUUAUCUGGUGCAACAGAGGGAGAGUCGGAGCCUGCAGGACACCCUGAAGCAGGAGCUCUCCAGGGCUGUGAAUGACUGUGUGGACAGAGUGUUCAAGAAGGCGUCCUCCACAGGGCAGGAUCUGUCCCCUCAGCAGCGCAUGUGCUCCUCUCCAGAGCUGCAGAUAGGUGCAGACAGGAAGCGCCCGCAGGCCGGCUCCUCCCAGGAACAGCCCCAGGCGGAGGAGGCUGCGGUGAAGCCCUGCUCUUUGGAGUAUUAUGAAAGCUCCGAGGCUCACAGCCCACCGGACCAGACGGAGGCACUGUCACUGGUGGUCCGCAAGCCGCCCGUGACCCCUCUGAGCUCAGUCACCCCGACAGUGAAGAGGCCCUACCCCAUGCACCAGAAUCCAUUUCAGUUCAGCUACAGCACCCCUCUGCACGACAGUCAGAUCCUGGAGCAUCUUCUUAAGUACGGGCCACAUUCCAGUUUCGGGGGUCACCCCUGCAUGGCCCCAUCCAUGGACAGGAACUCCCCAGACUCCGUGGACAUGCCCUGGGACGCCAUCGCCAUGAGGUCCAAGGUGACGUCCAGCCACCUCGCCCACCACGCCCGUGCCUCCGCCCUGGGGGCAGUGACGGUCGACAAUCUGUGUCUCCCCCACGUCAAGAUCGAGUGCGGAGAACUGCAGAGCAUGGCCGACCGAAACCCCUACAUGUCACUCAACAUCCAGGAGGGUCUCACCCCGAGCCAUCUGAAGAAGGCCAAGCUGAUGUUCUUCUACACCCGCUACCCCAGCUCCAAUGUGCUGAAAAAUUUCUUCCCUGAUGUCAAGUUCAACCGCUGCAUCACCUCUCAGCUGAUCAAGUGGUUCAGUAACUUCAGGGAGUUCUACUACAUCCAGAUGGAGAAGUUUGCCCGCCAGGCCAUCGUCGAUGGCAUCAGUGAUAUCAAAGACAUGACGGUUAGCAGGGACUCGGAGCUGUUCCGGGCGCUGAACAUGCACUACAACAAAGCCAAUGACUUCCACGUUCCAGACAGAUUCAUGGAGGUUUCUGAGAUUACCUUGCAUGAGUUUUACAGUGCCAUUUCCGCAGCCAAAGAUUCAGACCCCUCAUGGAAAAAGGCCAUCUACAAGGUGAUCUGUAAACUGGACAGCGACGUCCCGGAAGAGUUCAAGACAUCUUCUUAUUUAUAGGCCGAAGUGGGGGAUUAGAAAAGUGGAAGAAUUGGAGUUGGUCACCUGACAGUAUUAUUUCAUCCUUUAUUGUAGUGCAUUUUAGUGAGGUGAAAUGUAGAUGUUGGAUAAUUAAUAAUUUUGUAGAUCUUAAAAAAACACACAUCAUUUUAAAUAUGAAUAAGCUUUAGUCUGUAAUGCUGUAUGUUUAAAAAAAAAGAGAAAGAAAUAAUCUACAAACAUGAUGGCUCUUUAUUCUAUUGUUUAGUGUUUACUCUGUAUGAUCUGCCUCAACACAUUUAAGGAAUUUGUAGGUGUGUACAAAUGUUUACAGAGUGCUUCCAUUCUUUUUCAAUAUUAUAAAACGAUAUAGUAGCCUGUUUAGCUGACCUAGAAGACUUUUUUGGCAAUUACCGUCAGUAUUAGUUUGCUUUUGACUCCUGGCUGUGUGUGUUUUGUAAAUGUACAUGCGCUACAGUUGAGUGCUGCAUAUUGUUAUCUUUUAUCUUGACAGAAUGCGCAUGUGAAAAAUAAUGCUGUUUUGGUUUAAUUAUGUAUAAAAAGGUCAUGUAAAGUACAAUCAUUUUCAGAUAUUUCAUUCACAGACAAUGUACUGGAUGAUUAUUGAA